GUUGACUAGCCAGUCUGAUAAAUAUUCUCUUCUUAUUCAGUUCUCUCACCCCUUGACACGAGUGGCUCAGAUGCAUCCGAGUAUCUAGUCUUUGAUACUGAAAUUCCCACCAUCGACCUUUCAGAUCCAGAGCAUCGAUUUUCCUGCAGUCCAUCUUUUUCGGGGUCGCUCUACGAAGGAGACGCCAAUAUGUCACGCUCGGGACAUGGUCGCGCGCCUGAGGACUAUCGUCAGGAGUAUAUUGCAUCCUUGCGCUACAGAAAUGACCUCCCUCCGCCUGAAAUGCCCCCGAAGUUCCUCGACAUUCCGCACGAGGGAUUGGAGCGGUUUUUGACACCUGGAUUCGCAUCCAAUCUGGCUAGGCGUGAAGAACCAAAUAUUGACGUGGAUGCCGAAGGUGGAAUGCCAAUUGACCUUGUUGGUAUCCCGGGGCUUCACCUGGGCGAUGAGAGUGCUAUUAUGGCCCCUGAAAAUCCACCUCCUGUCGACCCAGCGGACCUCCCUCUGCUCAUGACUCUUGAUCAGCUCCGCAAUCCAGCGCCGAAGAAUACGAAUGUCAGCUUCCUUCGCCGUACUCAGUACAUUUCCGCUGCUACUCGUGUGCCCGACAAUUUGAAGGCAGUCCCAUCCAGAGUCAAGCCAAGAGCUCAAGACAAAACUAAGAUGUCCCGCGAUGAUCCAAUUUACGUCAAGAAGUAUAUCCAGAAAGGGUUUGACAUUGCUUAUCCGCAGAGCAAACAUACUGGAGAGGACACGGCUAGUAAGAUCAAGGGGCAUGUUUCCAGCAAAGACGAAGUCGAUGCCUGGGCGCAUCCUGUCCAUCCUAGCAAUCCGAAACUCAAGCCAGUUGGAUUCUAUCCUCUGCUACCCGAUCUGCAGGGUUUCCCCGAUCCUGGAGGGUAUGUCCAGUUUAAGUUCGACAAAGCGCCUCUCCAGGCUGUCUCUGGAAAACGGGACGAACGCAUGGAUGUCGCUAUCCUUCUCCCAUCGGCUCCAGAGGAGCGCAUAUGCCAGGAACACGCCGCCAAAGUCGCCCUGCACAAAACAAACCCCAACCUCUAUCCGGACCCUGGACCUAUUCCUUGGGAUUACGAUCUCUUUUUACCCGAGAAGAAAGACUCGGCCAAGGAUGUUUCCGCGAGCUUGCAGCUGUCGAACCCUAACCGCGACAGUGAGGAGUACUACGCUCAUGAAGGUCCUGACGGCACCAAGUUCCAUCGUUUCGAUCGUCUACGCACCUAUGCAACCGGCUUCCAGAGCCUGAACACCGAUCAGAAACAGCGAGAUGUAGCCUUGACUUUGUUUGACCCGGCGAAGGCUGAUGACGACCGACGUUCGAAGCAAAAGGGCGCCUAUUAUUACCCGAUUCUCGGAAAAACCCGCCUCAAGCCCGAGCGUGCUCGUACUAUCGCCCAGGCUGGCCUAGCUCCUACGAUUCCUACGACGAAGGAAGAUCAGGUCGAUCAGAUGCAAGUUGUGGUCCGUGAUCCGGAUGAGGCCGAGGUUUACAAACGCUCUCUGCACAGGGCAGCUAUCGACCCGAAGUUUGCCAAAUCCUUGCCUCCACCACCAGAGGAGGCAGCAAGGGAGGAACAAGCGGAAGAAGAGGAUGAGGUGCGCGCAGAGAGAGAAGCAGACCCCAAGAAUCAUCAUGACAACGGUGAUGAGGAUAGGAUGAGUGAGUAGACACUAUCUGAAACAUUUGUCUUACCCCCUUUGCCCCCCACUGGAAAUUAUCAGUUUGCAAUUCUGUAACAUUUUCUCUUUCGUGCGUUUAAAGCUUAAGCUUCUUGUCAUACCCAUGGUUUGGUGCUAUUUGUUUUCAAUCGCUACCACGACUCAUGUCCCCUUGAACCACCAGGUCCCCUCAAAAAAAAAAAAAAAAAAAAAAAAAACAGAAAUGACCAUAUUCCACAUCUGAAUUUAAUUAAUUGUCUUGUCAUUAGUUGGCGUUCGACAGGAAAGCUGGCGUCCAGCGGUUACUACUAUGAAGUUUGAACAAAGGAGUGUUAGAGUCGGGUUGCCAUAAUUUUUUUUUCCAAUUGCAAGAUGCAUUUGCAAAAAAUAUAUCAUUAAUAAGAUCGGAUGUU
Monascus purpureus is the source of this 2090-nucleotide messenger RNA. NCBI's taxonomy places the organism in Eukaryota, Fungi, Ascomycota, Eurotiomycetes, Eurotiales, Aspergillaceae. The record is from the annotation of a GenBank genome assembly.